GGAAAGCGGAAAAAUAUUGAGCGCUUUCGCGAAAAUUUUGCCUCGCUUCAGCAUCGCGAAUUCUUUCGUCCUCUUCCUCACGUGCCACCACGGCAAGGGAGGAAAAAAAACAAGUGAAAAUCUAAAUCGAUUUAGUGACGAGGCCACUAGAAGCUUAAGCCGCGAUCAUUGCCACGGUAUGCACUUAAUGGGCUACGGAAGGUGAGCAGAGAAACAGAAACAGCAACAACAUGCACUAAACUUUCACUUCAUUCCGUUGAAGUUAUGCCGUGUUCGUCAUUACCUAGCCAUAAUCAGAUUUUUCACUGACGAACAGCUAGCCGGUCAGUCAGGCCCGUGGAAGGGAUUUAAUUUACGGUUUUACUAUCCUAACAUCGAUCGUCGUGAGAAAGCAAUCAACAGAUAACAUUUUAUGGAAAGAAAUUGCUUUUUUGCAAAGAUUAUUAUGACAUAAAAAAGAAAUUGAUUCCCGAAAGGCCACAUCCUUGUGGAAGAUCACUUCAAUAUUCACCUAAUGCGCAGUCCAAGCUCAAUCCAAAGCUCGCGAAGGCAUCAUCAAAUUAUUAGCGACUGGGGAAAAUACAUAAUGACACUUAAUUUUAUUGAAUCGCGGCUCGUUUCCGCUCUCGCGUAGUGUCGGCGCGUCGUCCUCAUCCGGUUCCAAGGUUUCGCGCAGGCGACGAUACGCGACGACGUCGCGUAGUGUUCCGUGAUCCGAAAGUGAAACGACAACUAUCUGAAAUCGAUAAAUUGCCUUCCACGGACAACAGUCACCUGACUCAGCGAAAAAUAAACCCUGCGAUGCGUGCGGUAGUUACGUGAGAUUCCGCGCGGAAUACGAGGAAGGAAAGAGGCGCGAAUUCGCGUGAAGAACGAACGUGUGUGGAGAAGUGGAGAAGUGUGGUGGAGUGAAGCGACCAGUCCUUCGGAUGCUUCAGAGUGCUAUGAUGUGAUGAUGACGCCGCCCGGUGUGAACGGGCAAGCCAAAUAGCCGCUCGUAACGCAAUCCCUUCGAGACGAUAUCGUGUUUACGAAGCCGUCUUCUGGCUUCUGAUUUUGGACGCCGCGAAAAUCCUGGCAGAAAAGAAGAGGGUGAUAAAGCCAGACACGUGGAGAUAAUUAUCUGUAUGGAUCUUCAGAUUGCCGAGUAUCGCAAGAGGCGACGGCGAAGUCGAGUGUUUAGCACCUGUGUUAGCGCUGGGGAUAAGGGGGAUUACAUCAAACAUCCGGUCCUGUACGAGCUCAGCCACAAAUAUGGACUCGCCGACAAUCUGCCCGAGAGUCUGCUGCCUAACCGACUGGAGGAGAUCAAAGAAGCCAUCCGGCGAGAGAUCCGGAAGGAGCUCAAAAUCAAAGAGGGAGCCGAAAAGCUCCGUGAAGUGGCCACCGACAGACGCUCGCUGUCGGAUGUGGCCUCGAUAGUGAAGAAGAGCAACAACAAACUGGCGGAACUCAAAUCGGAACUGCACGAGCUGGAAAGCCAGAUCAUACUGACACAGGGCAACAGUGUUAGCAGCAAUGGGCAAGACAUGAUCCCAUCGCCAGUGACCCCGAGUGGACCGGAGUUGACCCCAAACGAUAAAUUGCUCACCUCGUUGGAAAAGCAGCUCAGCAUAGAGACCAAGGUGAAGAACGGGGCCGAGAAUAUGAUUCAGUCGAUCUCCAGCGGCCAUCACGGUCGCGACAAGAAGCUACUGGCCGAGGCACACCAGAUGCUGGCCGAUUCCAAAGCAAAGAUCGAAUUCCUCCGGUUGCGGAUACUGAAGGUUCGCCAGAACAAGCUCAACAACAAGGUGUCCGAGGAAAACGGUGAAAUCAAACCGCGCGAGCUGGAAGGUUCGCUGGAGGACCGCAUCGACGAGCUGCGGCAUCGGUUGCGGAUCGAGGCAGCGGUCGUCGACGGGGCGAAAAACGUUAUCCGGACGUUGCAGAGUACAAAGACGAUCGACAAGAAGGCUCUACAGGAGGCUCAGACGCGUCUUUCAGAAUCAUCCCGGAAGCUGGACCUGCUACGAAAAGCGCUGGAACUGCGACGGUUAGAGCUACCUCAGGAUUCCCAGGCGGCAAUACAGCUCAAGGCGGAGCUGCAGAAUGUGCAAGCCUCUAGCCCGGUCCCAGUGCAGUAUACUUCCCUUCAUCCGUUCCGUGGGUCAUCCCAGGGUAAACCGACCCACAGUCUGUCGUUCAGUCGAUGCGCUGCCGUUACGGGUAAGCUCGAGGUUCGAUUGAUGGGCUGCCAGGAUCUGCUGGAGGACGUCCCUGGGCGGUCCCGUCGGGAUAAGGAUUCGAACUCGAGCCCGGGGGAUUUGAAGAGCUUCGUGAAGGGCGUCACGAGCAGAAGUUCUUCGAAGAGCUAUAGCGUUAAGGAUGAGACCUCGUCGGAGAUUAUGGCUGUUAUUAAGUUAGACAACAUCACUGUGGGUCAAACCUCGUGGAGACCUUGCUCGCAGCAGGCCUGGGACCAGCGCUUCUCGAUAGACCUAGACCGGUCGCGGGAGCUCGAAAUUGGGAUCUACUGGCGGGACUGGCGAUCGCUGUGCGCUGUUAAGUUUCUUCGCCUAGAGGAAUUCAUAGACGACAUUCGGCACGGGAUGGCACUGCAGCUGGAACCGCAGGGUCUGCUGUUUGCCGAAAUCAAAUUCCUCAAUCCAAUGAUAUCGCGCAAGCCCAAACUGCAGCGUCAGCGAAUGAUCUUCAACAAACAGCAGGUCAAGAACAUCCCCCGGGCGAAACAGAUGAACAUCAACGUGGCGACCUGGGGUCGUCUGCUCAAACGGAACAACAACACUCCCGCGGCAGGAUCCGCCGGAACACAGCCAAUUAUCACUACCCCAUCAACACCCAGUACCGCUCCGGUACUCCCGUUCGAUACCAUUACCGAGAACGAUCCCGUGGAGACGUUGGGUGAGUCGGCGGAUUUGAACACGGUGGGAUUGGGCGGCGGAAGACCACUUGGCAUACACGGUAUCACAGUUCUACCGGAAAGUCCCUCCUCACACUCACUACAGAAUCAGAUGACCUCGCCGGGGACCCCACCGGGAAUGCGAUCCAUGCAGCAGCAACCCCAUUCGAUCAGUACGCCACCGAGCUUCCGCCAGAAGAAACCUCCAAUGCCAUCGCCACCAUCGCAACCGUCGAUCGUUUCGCCUCCACUACCAUCCAACAAGUCAGACCAGGAGUUACAGAAUGUCCUGAGGGAGUUUGAUUUCCUCCAACAGCACGAUAGUAUUAGCGAUGGUGGCACAUUGACGCUGCAUCACGAGAUGGCGUCCCAGUUUAGCUGCUACGGUACCACUGCUCAGGAUAAAGAGGACCAGAACGAUGACGACGACUUCGAUGGCCCAUCGUCGUCAACACCACCUCCACCGCCAUGCCCGGAAUCCCCAUCAUCAGCGCUGCAGAAAAGUCUCUCCGGAGAUCUGCUGCGACCCGUCCUUUCGAUGCCCCCAGUUAUACUCAUGGGUGGUGGUGGCGGUACCCAUGUCGGAACCAACCGGGACAGCUUCAUAUCGUACACGGACGGCACACCGAUUAUCGAGGAGCCUCCGUCGCCAGCCCCGCUGGUGGAGGAUCCCUUCGAGGGUUACGACGCUUACUCGGUCGUUGAAUGUCCGGGCGAGUCGUACGACGAGAUUAUCGAGAUCAUUCAGCCCUUCGAACAGCUGGGAGUUUCGGGCAACGUGGUACCACUGCAACCAGCACAUCACCACCAACCGCAGACGCCGGCUGCAGCUGCUGCCGCAGCGGCUCUCCAACAGCAACAAUACUACCAACAGCAACUGCUAAUCCAACAGCAGCUGCAGCAGCAAGCUCUUCAGCAACAACAGCAACAACAACAGCAGCAACAGCAACAGCAGCAGCUCGAUCUGGCUAUCGCGGGACCAGCGGCACCUAGCCGUCGGCAAGGACCAGCGCGUGCCCUCCAGUACCGAGAUAGCGCGUACGAGAGUCGGCGCCAGUCACAGGCAGGUGCCACCGGAAUGCACAUCGACUGCUUCCGGCUGCUGAGCGUACUCGGACGGGGCCACUUCGGUAAGGUCAUUCUGACGCAGUACAAAAACACCGGCGAGUACUUCGCCAUUAAGGCGCUCAAGAAAGGGGACAUCAUCGCCCGGGAUGAGGUGGAAUCGUUGCUCAGCGAGAAGCGCAUUUUCGAGGUGGCGAACACGAUGCGGCAUCCGUUCCUGGUGAAUCUGUUCGCAUGCUUCCAGACUGAGCAACACGUCUGCUUUGUGAUGGAGUACGCUGCGGGAGGUGAUCUGAUGAUGCACAUCCAUACGGAUGUGUUUUCUGAACCGCGGGCCGUUUUCUACGCGGCCUGCGUAGUGCUGGGUCUACAGUAUUUACACGAGAGUAAGAUUAUCUAUCGCGAUCUGAAGCUCGACAAUUUACUGCUGGAUACGGAAGGUUACGUGAAAAUCGCUGAUUUUGGUCUGUGCAAGGAGGGUAUGGGCUUCGGCGAUCGGACGGGUACAUUCUGCGGUACGCCCGAGUUCCUCGCGCCGGAAGUGCUCACCGAGACGUCGUACACGCGAGCCGUAGACUGGUGGGGUCUUGGAGUACUGAUCUUCGAAAUGUUGGUGGGAGAGUCGCCAUUCCCGGGUGACGAUGAAGAGGAGGUAUUUGAUUCGAUUGUUAAUGAUGAGGUGCGAUAUCCGAGGUUCCUCUCACUGGAAGCGAUUGCUAUUAUGAGAAGGCUCUUACGGAAGAAUCCAGAGCGACGACUUGGUUCAUCGGAACGAGACGCCGAAGACGUCAAACGACAAGCUUUCUUCCGGAACAUUGUCUGGGAUGAUCUGCUACUCAGGAAAGUGAAACCUCCGUUCGUGCCAACCAUCCGCUCCCCGGAGGACGUAUCCAACUUCGACGAAGAGUUCACAUCCGAGAAGCCUCAGCUGACGCCACCGAAAGAACCACGCAUCCUGACCGAGAGUGAACAGACUUACUUCAAGGACUUUACCUACAUGGCCGAUUGGUGUUGACAGUGAGUGAGUGAGUGGAACAACAACAACCACAUCAUAAAUGUUGAACUUAGUGUUUAGAAAUAGCUACUACUAUUAGGACUAAAAAACAAAAUCUACACUAUUUAUCGCCAGCCCCAACUAAUGAAUAGGGCUGUGCUCUAAUGCUCCCACGACCGUGGUCCAUAUCUCUCCAUCCUCCUAUCUUCCUUUCUUCCAAAACAACUAAGUCUUUCUCGUCUCUUCUCCCCCUCGAGGGGAAAAUAUCAAUCGCUAAUCGUUAUUAUCAAACUGUUAAUAUAUUGUGCUAAAAACCGAUCAGGCGGGAAUAAACAAUUCCGUGAGAGAUGGAUUGAUGGCUGUUUUGUGUUCUAAAUACAAACUAAAGCAAAACAUAUACAAAAGCAUUUGGCGAAAGCGAAAAGCGGUCUUCCAGAAAGCAAACACAAACACACCAAGUUACACACAACACGAGGGAAGAAAACAAAAAAAAACUCGUGUGUGAAAGACAGAAAUUUAUCAGGAAUAUAAUUGGCUUUAGAAUCAUAUUGAACUUUUCCUUUUAUACGAAUUUAAGCUUAACCGUUAUUACU
Toxorhynchites rutilus septentrionalis is the source of this 5554-nucleotide messenger RNA. It is a transcript of the gene Pkn, whose product is annotated as serine/threonine-protein kinase N. The transcript has 12 exons. Gene Ontology annotation, molecular function: small GTPase binding; ATP binding; protein serine/threonine kinase activity. Lineage: Eukaryota; Metazoa; Arthropoda; Insecta; Diptera; Culicidae. The record is from RefSeq and is a predicted model, not a curated record. The coding region runs from base 1128 to 4982 and encodes 1284 amino acids. Gene Ontology annotation, biological process: signal transduction; protein phosphorylation.